CCCUUUCUGAUCAGCACUGAAACUCAGAAGAUAAAGAGAAGUCCUUCCAUCAUGUCCUACAGACGAGAGCUAGAGAAAUACCGUGACCUGGAUGAGGAUGAGAUUCUGGGAGCCCUCACUGAAGAGGAGCUCAGGACCCUGGAAAAUGAGCUGGAUGAGCUGGAUCCUGAUAAUGCUCUGCUGCCUGCGGGCCUGAGGCAGAAGGACCAGACCACCAAGGCGCCCACGGGCCCCUUUAAGAGAGAGGAGCUCUUGGAUCACUUGGAAAAACAAGCCAAGGAAUUUAAGGACCGAGAAGACUUGGUCCCCUACACGGGGGAGAAACGAGGCAAGAUCUGGGUCCCCAAGCAGAAGCCAAUGGAUCCUGUGCUGGAAAGUGUGACUCUGGAGCCGGAGCUGGAGGAAGCCUUAGCCAACGCUUCUGAUGCAGAACUCUGUGAUAUCGCAGCUAUCCUGGGUAUGCACACGCUCAUGAGCAACCAGCAGUACUACCAAGCCUUGGGAAGCAGCUCCAUCGUGAACAAGGAAGGACUAAACAGUGUGAUUAAACCAACACAAUACAAGCCUGUGCCCGAUGAAGAACCAAAUUCAACAGAUGUAGAGGAAACACUGGAGCGGAUAAAGAACAAUGACCCAGAACUUGAAGAGGUUAACCUCAAUAAUAUCCGGAAUAUCCCCAUACCCACCCUCAAAGCAUAUGCAGAAGCUCUGAAAGAAAACUCCUAUGUGAAAAAGUUCAGCAUUGUUGGGACCCGGAGCAAUGACCCUGUGGCAUUUGCCCUUGCUGACAUGCUCAAAGUGAACAAAGUGUUGAAGACACUAAACGUAGAAUCCAACUUCAUUUCUGGAGCUGGGAUCCUGCGCCUGGUGGAAGCUUUGCCACACAACACUUCUCUCGUGGAACUGAAAAUCGAUAACCAGAGUCAGCCCCUGGGCAACAAAGUGGAAAUGGAGAUUGUGAGCAUGUUGGAGAAAAAUGCAACACUUCUCAAAUUUGGCUACCAUUUUACCCAGCAGGGGCCCCGGCUUCGGGCAUCUAAUGCCAUGAUGAACAACAAUGACCUUGUGAGGAAGAGGAGGCUUGCAGACCUAACGGGGCCCAUCAUUCCCAAGUGCCGCAGUGGAGUCUAGUGUGCUGGUAUGAAGCCCAUGCCUUUGAACUGGAUGUGUUCUACUGACAUUGUGCUCUGCAGUGGAGAGCAAGAGGCAAACGCUGGCACAAAACUCUUUUGUGGUUAAGUUCUUUAUGCACUAAGGUCUUAGGUUAACUAGUGGUUGUAGUUGAACAUUUUAUAAACUAUGGCUAAUGUGAAGUUUCUCUUUAGUCACAGAAGUUCGGUCUUGUUAUUAUUUAAAAAUUCAGAAGCCCUCAAACUGGCAGCUCUUACUUUAAAUGACACAACAACCAUGGCAGUGACUAAACCCCUGAGCCCAGGCUGGUGGCCUCGCUGUGUGGUAUUUAAGGUGCAUUCACAACACGAAACACAUGAACAACAAGGAAUUCUUCCACUUAGUUUAGAGAAUUAUAAAAUACUUUAUUAUGGCAUAAAGAACAGAUCAUCACCCUUUGUUAUCUUUUUAAGUUUUAAGAACUUCAAGAUUAAAGUUGCCAAAUUGAUUACUGAA
Molecule: messenger RNA, 1626 nt
Organism: Dipodomys spectabilis (banner-tailed kangaroo rat)
Lineage: Eukaryota; Metazoa; Chordata; Mammalia; Rodentia; Heteromyidae
Gene: Tmod1
Product: tropomodulin 1
Exons: 9
Coding region: 52-1131 (359 amino acids)
Biological process (GO): myofibril assembly; muscle contraction; pointed-end actin filament capping
Cellular component (GO): myofibril; striated muscle thin filament
Molecular function (GO): tropomyosin binding
Source: RefSeq, a predicted model, not a curated record